GGCAUAUCCCCUCUGGCCUCAUCUGCCACCCCGACAAGGAGCACGUUCUCUAUCCCCUGGGAUGCACGGUGAUUAUUCAAGAGCUGGACACCAGGAAACAGGCUUUCUUGCACGGCCACACCAAUAAUGUCUCCUGCGUUGUCGUGUCGAGGAACGGGGUGUACGUUGCUUCUGGACAGGUCACUUUCAUGGCCUUCAAGGCAGACAUCAUCCUGUGGGAUUUCCAGAAGAAGGAGUUGCUUGCUCGGCUGUCACUUCAUAAGGGUAGAAUUGAAGGACUGGCGUUUUCUCUAAACAACCUUUACCUCCUGUCCCUGGGAGGCCAGGAUGACGGCAGCGUGGUUGUGUGGCACGUGGAGAAGAGAGAGGCUGUCUGCGGGAGCCCUGCCUCGGCACGCAGCGCAGGCAAUGCCACCGUCGUGGCGUGCUCCAGCUGCAGGGACGAGAUGUUUGUCACUGCUGGGAAUGGGACCAUUCGAGUAUGGGAACUGGAUCUAGCAAACAGGAAAAUCCACCCAACCGAAUGCCAGACAGGACAACUGAGGAGAGUGAUCACGUGUAUUAAGAUGACAGAUGAUGAUAAUUAUUUUUAUGCUGGCACCUCGAGCGGUGAUAUCCUGCGAGUGAACACAAAGAGCAAGAUGAUGACUAACUAUGGGCCCCAGAAGGAAAAAUUUAGCUUGGGAGUCACAGCUUUGCUUCUGCUGAAGACGGGAGAUUUAAUAGUCGGCACCGGAGGAGGGGUUGUAGCUCUCUGUAAAGCCUCCAACUACAAAGUGAUGAAGAAAAUUCAAGUUCAAGGUGCUGUCACUUCCCUGACUUGUCGAGGUCAGGGUCACCAGUUCUUUGUCGGGACAAACGAGUGCCAGAUUUAUCGAGUUAACUACACCACGUUUAAAGAGGAGCUGAUCGCUACCUGUCAUAAGGAAGCUGUUCACGAUGUUGUUUUUCCUUUGGGAACCUCAGACUUGUUCGCUACCUGCUCCAAAAAUGAUAUUCGGGUGUGGCACACCCCAGAAAACAGGGAGCUCCUACGAAUUGUCGUCCCCAACGUCACCUGCCACGCCAUAGAGUUUAUGAGGGAUGGCAAGAGCAUCAUUUCAGCUUGGAAUGACGGGAAAAUCCGUGCCUUCCUGCCAGAGAGCGGACGGCUGCUGUAUGUGAUUAACCAUGCCCACAGCCUGGGAGUGACGGCGAUUGCUGCCACAAGCAACUGCAAACGGAUCCUUAGCGGAGGGGGCGAAGGGCAGGUGAGAGUCUGGGAGAUUGGUGAGAGGUCUCACAAACUGGCGGAGAUCCUGAAGGAGCACGUAUCUGCUGUCUCCUGCAUUAAGAUCAAGAAGGAUGACCAAGAGUGUGUCACAGCCAGCCUUGAUGGAACGUGCAUCAUCUGGGAUAUUGUGCGUUUUGUAAGAAAGCAAAUGCUUCUAGCCAACACGUUGUUCAAAUGUGUGUGUUACCACCCUGAAGAGUACCAGCUAAUCACCGGUGGAACAGACAGAAUGAUUGGAUACUGGGAGGUAUUUGACGGCUCUGCAAUCCGAGAAGUGGAAGGGUCUGCCUCGGGUUCCAUCAAUGGGAUGGACAUCACAGCAGAUGGGGCAUACUUCGUCACAGGUGGCGAUGACCAUCUGGUGAAACUGUGGAACUAUAACGAGGGUGCGGUGACUCACACCGGAGUGGGCCACGGUGGCAGUAUCGCCCGUCUCAAGAUCUGCCCCGGGAACAAGUACAUCGUGAGCGUGAGCGCAGACGGAGCCAUCCUGCUCUGGAAAUACCCCGACUCACACUGA
Molecule: messenger RNA, 1793 nt
Organism: Apaloderma vittatum (bar-tailed trogon)
Lineage: Eukaryota; Metazoa; Chordata; Aves; Trogoniformes; Trogonidae
Gene: CFAP52
Product: cilia and flagella associated protein 52
Exons: 13
Biological process (GO): cilium assembly
Molecular function (GO): protein binding
Source: RefSeq, a predicted model, not a curated record